AUGAAGCUCCACGGGCUUUCAGAAUUGGUCCUCACGCUGACCCUGACAUCCCAGUGUCAGGCAGUCCUCGAUGGCAGCCGUUUCCUCUGGUACACAAGCCCAGCCCAAGAAUGGGAGCAAGGAGCCCUCCCAAUCGGUAAUGGCAGGCUCGGAGGCACAAUUUAUGGAGGCGCAGAUGAAGUCUUCACGCUCAACGAAAAUACAAUCUGGUCAGGACCGCUCCAGGACCGCGUGAGCGCCAAUGCCCUCGAGGCAUUACCCAUUGCCCGCGAGAUGUUGCUAGCUGGUAAUAUCUCCGCCGCUGGAGAUUAUAUCCAACGAGAAAUGAGUCCUCCAGAGAAGUCGGAGCGUGCGUUUAGCUAUUUCGGGAAUAUGGAUCUUGCGUUUGGUCAUUCGGGUCAGCUGGAGAAUUAUUUGCGGUGGUUGGAUACGAGGCAGGGAAAUGCGGGUGUCUCGUAUAUGUAUGGCGGUGUCAAUUACACCCGUGAAUAUAUUGCAAGCUUUCCAGCGGGUGUCCUCGCUGCACGGUUCACAGCUAGUAAACAGCACGCUUUGACCUUGAACGUGAGUUUCAGUCGACUGGAGAACAUCUCGGCCAACCUAGCUGCUAGUACCGGCUCUGUUCACUCGAUCAAUAUGACUGGUACCAGUGGACAGCCCGCUAGCCAAAAUCCUAUUUUAUUCACAGGCAAGGCUGUUUUUGUGGCUCCAGGAGCCACCUUUCAGGCAUUUGGCUCCUCACUGCUCAUAGCAAAUGCUACUGUCAUCGAUAUGUUCUUUGAUGCAGAGACCAACUACCGUUACUCUACUCAAGCAGAUCGCGAUGCUGAGAUCAGUCGUAAGCUUGGCAACGCUGUUAGCCAGGGUUAUGAUCGUGUCAAAAAAGAAGCACUUGAUGAUGCAUGUGCUCUCUUAGAACGUGCCUCUCUAGAUCUUGGCCAAUCUCCCGCCAACCUAACUUCGCUCCCAACGAAUGAGCGCGUCCUGAAUUCUCGGACGGACUUCAGCGACAUCGAGCUGACAACAUUGACUUGGAACUACGGACGUCACUUACUCGUUGCUUCCUCCCGAAACACCGGAGAAACAAUCGACAUGCCCGCCAACCUCCAGGGAACAUGGAACAACAAAACCACCGCAGCCUGGGGAGGCAAAUUCACCAUCAACAUCAACACUGAGAUGAACUACUGGCCCGCCGGCCAGACCAAUCUCAUCGAGACGCAAGAGCCGCUCUUCGAUCUCAUGAAAGUCGCCAAACCACGCGGCGAGUCAAUGGCGCAGCGAAUGUACGGCUGCAGCGGUACCGUCUUUCACCAUAACCUCGAUCUCUGGGGUGAUCCGGGACCAACGGAUAACUACACCUCGUCUACCAUGUGGCCAAUGGGCGCAGCUUGGCUUGUACAACAUAUGCUCGACCACUACCGCUUCACCGGCGACAAGACAUUCCUGGCUAAUACCGCAUACCCAUAUCUGGUCGACGUGGCCAAGUUCUAUGAAUGCUAUACAUUCAACUGGGAAGGCUACAGGAUAGCCGGACCAUCUCUCUCCCCCGAGAAUGCCUUCGUGGUGCCCGCGAACUUCAGCAUUGCCGGCAAGACGGGGGCUAUGGAUGUUGACAUCUCAAUGGACAAUCAGUUGAUGACCGACGUCUUCACCGGUCUGAUCGAGGCAGCCGCCGUACUAGGGAUAUCAGACACCGACCCGGAUUUGCAGGCCGCGAAAGCCUUCUUACCUCUCAUACGACCCCCGCAGAUCGGAUCUCUAGGCCAGAUCCUAGAAUGGAGAUACGAAUACCAGGAGAAAGCAAAAGGGCACCGACACCUAUCCCCCCUCUAUUCCCUCCACCCCGGCACGAAAUUCUCGCCCCUCAUCAACGCCACGCUCUCCAAAGCAGCAGGCGUUCUUCUGGACCGCCGACUGGCCGGCGGAUCCGGCAGCACAGGCUGGAGCCGAACGUGGUUCAUCAACCAGUACGCGCGCUUGUAUCGCGGUGCCGACGCCUGGGAGAUGGUGCGGGCUUGGUUCAAGACGUACCCGACUGGCAAUCUGUGGAAUACAGACAGCGGCAGCAAUUUCCAGAUCGAUGGCAAUUUCGGCUUCACGAGCGGGAUCACGGAGAUGUUGCUGCAGAGCCAUGCGGGUGUGGUGCAUCUCCUGCCGGCACUGCCGGGACAGGCGAUACCGAAUGGGAGUGUGAGGGGUUUGAAGGCGAGGGGGAACUUUGAAGUGGAUAUUGAGUGGGCGGAUGGGGGUUUUAAGAACGCGACUGUGGUUGCGGUGAUUGGGGGAGAGUUGAAAUUGAGGGUUGAGAAUGGGACGUCGUUCUCUGUUAAUGGAGAGCCGUAUUCGGGCGCUUUAGCAACAAGGAAAGGUGCGAAGUAUACUAUCGCCACUUGA
Trematosphaeria pertusa is the source of this 2394-nucleotide messenger RNA. Its product is annotated as glycoside hydrolase family 95 protein. The transcript is spliced from 3 exons. The record is from RefSeq and is a predicted model, not a curated record. Gene Ontology annotation, molecular function: alpha-L-fucosidase activity. Gene Ontology annotation, biological process: carbohydrate metabolic process. NCBI's taxonomy places the organism in Eukaryota, Fungi, Ascomycota, Dothideomycetes, Pleosporales, Trematosphaeriaceae. The coding region runs from base 1 to 2394 and encodes 797 amino acids.